AUGUCAACUAAACUUCAGCUUCCUCUGACUAGAGUAAAUCUUGCGUCUCUUCAAGACAGACUCCAACAGCGGUCGAAGACAUCCGAAUCGGAUUUGACUGAAGCAGCUUUCCUGGCACAAGCUGAAAGGGCGCGAGAUUUACGAAGGGCCCGAUGCCUGGAAGUUGUAUCAAACUCUAUCAAUGAUAGUGACCUUCCUGACGCCUGCCCAAAAUGCUCAUCCAGUUUGCUAUAUUGCCAGACAUGUACCAGCCGUAAGCUCUCUUCGAUACCAACGGGCCUUGCGGCAACGCCCACAACAUUUGGUAUAUUAGAUCUUGAGAAGGAGCUAGCGCCUUACACCCAAAUCUCAUAUCGAACUGACCACCCAAUUCAACGAUUCCUCACCCCAGGCGCUCUUUUUGAUCCACCGUUAAUUUCAAGGAAAGGCCUAGAGAGUAUGAACUUAUCAUACUCUGACAGAGAGUCGGUUGGUAGACGGCUUAUUAUCGCAGAGGCCAACUAUCAAGACACACAGCGAGAAAGUGUCUAG
This is a messenger RNA of Microsporum canis CBS 113480, 531 nucleotides long. RefSeq lists its product as uncharacterized. The coding region runs from base 1 to 531 and encodes 176 amino acids. The record is from RefSeq and is a predicted model, not a curated record. The transcript is spliced from 2 exons. Lineage: Eukaryota; Fungi; Ascomycota; Eurotiomycetes; Onygenales; Arthrodermataceae.